AUGCGAAUCGUGUUAGCCCCAUGGCGGAAACAAUGGUGGUUCGAACAUAAGAGAAAAACAAUGGAAUGGUUAAAGCCUCACCAGUUUGCGAAAGCAUGCAGGAACCAAGCCCAUAUCUUUGCAGUUAUCAAAACCCCGGAAGAAGUCUGGCUCCCCCCGGAAGAAGAAGAAGAUGAAUCGAUAGCAAGUCGAGACCGAAUCCCUCCCGAAUUACUAGCGUUCCAGGAUGUAUUCGAGGCACAGAACUCCAAAAUUAUGCCGCCACGAAAAGAGACCGACCACUCGAUCGAACUCAAAGAAGACACAUCGCCUCCGUACGGUCCAAUCUACCCCCUCUCGCAGACAGAACUCGCAGAGUUACGGAAGUAUCUCGACGAAAACUUGACGAAUGGUCGAAUCAGACCAUCAAAGAGCCCAGCCGGCGCACCUAUCCUAUUCGUGCCCAAAAAGGACGGAGGGCUACGGCUCUGUGUCGAUUAUCGAGGUCUGAAUAAGAUUUCGGUUAAAAAUCGGUACCCCCUACCCCUUAUUUCGGAGAUUCUUGACCGCCUUUCCGGGGCUCAAUUCCUUAGUAAAAUCGACGUGCAAGAUGCAUACUAUCGAAUUCGCAUUCGAGAAGGAGAGGAAUGGAAGACAGCUUUUCGUACAAGAUAUGGCCAUUUUGAAUAUAUGGUCAUGCCAUUUGGCCUUACCAACGCACCCGCGACAUUUCAAAGCUACAUCCACACCGCGCUUUAUGGCCUUCUUGAUAUUAUUUGCAUCGUAUAUUUGGAUGAUAUUCUUAUCUUCUCUAGGACCCGCGAAGAACAUACGGAACUCUUCUUCGAUCGAAUCGAACUCGAAUAUGGAAACCCAGAGGGGAUUGUCUCCGAUCGAGGGCCUAUCUUUACAAGCAGGUUCUGGUCACGACUCUGUUACUAUUCUAAGAUCAAACUACGGUUCUCUACUGCCUUCCACCCCCAAACCGACGGACAAACAGAAAGACUCAACCAGGUUUUGGAAGAUUAUCUUAGGUGUUUUGUCGACGGAGAACAGUCGAACUGGGCUCGACUCCUUAAGAUGGCACAAUUUGCAUGUAACAAUGCUAUUAACGCAUCAACCAACGAGACCCCUUUUCGUAUGCUGCUUGGGUAUAACCCCAAUUUCCAAAUCCGAACUCCUGAUGAAAUACUCAAGAAAGAGGCCCCUAACGCCGAAGAACGAAUGAAUCACCUCCGGAACAUCCGUGAAGAGGCCGUGAAUAAGCUUCGAAUCGCACAGGAAACACAACAGAGAUCCUACAACAAAAAUCACAAGCCGAAGGACUUCAAAGUAGGAACCCUUGUAUCCCUUUCGACAAAGAACCUCCGCUUCAAAGCCAAAGAAAAGAAGCUAUCCCCCCGUCGAAUCGGGCCCUUCCGUGUCCUCGCAAAAAUCGGCGCCCAGGCCUAUCGUGUCGCAUUACCAGAAAAAUACUCAAGAUUACAUAACGUCUUCUCUGUCUCUCUUCUCGAACCAUGGAACAGCCGAAACAAUAACGACUCGCGAAUGCCAAUGCCAGAACUCGAAGACGAAGAAGAAUGGGAAGUUGAAGAGAUUCGAGAUAAAAGAGUCUUCGACGGAGUACUACAUUACUACGUGAAAUGGACAGGAUGGCCCUCAGAAUAUAACCAAUAG
Messenger RNA from Penicillium angulare, 1656 nucleotides. RefSeq lists its product as uncharacterized. Gene Ontology annotation, molecular function: nucleic acid binding. The record is from RefSeq and is a predicted model, not a curated record. Lineage: Eukaryota; Fungi; Ascomycota; Eurotiomycetes; Eurotiales; Aspergillaceae. The transcript has a single exon. Gene Ontology annotation, biological process: DNA integration. Bases 1 to 1656 code for a protein of 551 amino acids.